CCCCGCUGGAAGCGCGCCUGCCCGCGCGGCCCAGCUCCCCAGGGCCUUUGUGUGUGAGCGGCCCGGCGACCGCAGGCCCGGGGCAGCCCCGCCGCGGCAGACAAGACACGCCUCGACAGGCGAGUUCCCGGCCUCCUCUGGCCCGCAGCCAGCAGCCGCCUCCUCCGCGGUGGCCUCGGCCGCCCCGCCGGCCUAGCUCGUCCGAGCCUCGGAGCGCGACCUCGGCCCUCGGCGCGGUGGGGACGGGACCGAUGUGGCGCAUGCGUGGUGGCGCCAGCAGGCGAGGGGGCCGCGGCGGCGGAGGCAGCGGCGGGGCCGGCGGCGGGCAGGGCCGCCCGGGCCGGGGUCGUGGGGGCGGCGGCGGCGGCGGCGGCGUGGGCUGGCGAGGCCGUGCGGACGGCGCCCGGCCGCAGCUGGAGGAGCGCUUCGCCGACCUGGCGGCGAGCCACCUGGAGGCCCUCCGCGCGCGGGACGAGCGGGACCGGCAGAACGCGCGGCUGCGGGAGGAGAACGCCCGGCUGCGGCUGGAGAACCGGCGGCUCAAGCGCGAAAACCGCAGCCUCUUCCGUCAGGCCUUGCGGCUCCCCGGCGAGGGAGGCGACGGAGCGCCCGAGGAGGCGGCGAGAGCCACGCCGGGCCCCGAGGAGGCCGGCACGAACCGGACGGCGAGAGGCGGCAGCCCCGAUCCCGAGCCGGGCAGCCCCCGGGCGCUGAGGGCCCGCCUCGAGAAGCUGGAGGCCAUGUACCGCCGCGCGCUGCUGCAGCUGCACCUCGAGCAGCGGACGCCGCGCCCGCCCGCAGACCAGGAGGAGGCGUCUCCGCGCGAGCCCGAGCCCGGCCUUCCAGCCCCGGACCCGGAGCCCGCGGAACCCGGGCCGUAGCUGGAGGCCGCAGCCGGGAGGGGCGGGGCCCCACUCGGCCCCUCCUCCUCGGCUCACGGCCCCUCCCACCUCCGUACGCCACGCCCCGCGGGCCUGGCCUGCUGUGUGGGGCCUGGCACUUCCGGGAGCUGCGCGGAGGCGCUGCGCAUUGGGCCCCAGGAAGCUGAGAAGCAUGUGGGCCUUGGGAAUCCCCAAGAGUGUGGAGCACCUGCCUCUUGCACCAGCGGGUUUCUACAUGGAGAGAGGCCUAGCGACUGAGAGGCAAGAAGUGGCAUCUGGCAACACCUCCUGAUGCCUGAACUUUUGUGGGUUUGUGAGGACCUGUUGUAAUUUCCCCCUCUGUUUGGGUUCUUUGAGGGAUGAAUAAUGCAUUUUGGAGAUGGUUCUGUUUUGUUGUACAUUCUUCAAUCCCCUAAUGGCCUCCAGCCAUUAACUUUAACGUGGCCAACAUUCUGUUGUUUCUAUAAAUUGGUAUUACUUGGAUUUCUGAUAAAGCACACCCUUUUUAUUAAAAAGGUGUUAUUUAUAACUUAGGGACUCAGUCUGCUCCUGGCUCUAGUUCUUAUACAUCUAAUAUAUAUCGAUUUGUUUACCCUAGGAAUUUUUAAAGUAUCUACUUACAAGUGUUUUUUUGAAUUGGUAAAUAAAUCUGGUGCAUUAAAAAUAACCUAAAAGCAU
Messenger RNA from Eptesicus fuscus (big brown bat), 1559 nucleotides. RefSeq names its product tumor suppressor candidate 1 (gene TUSC1). Bases 252 to 881 code for a protein of 209 amino acids. The transcript has a single exon. The record is from RefSeq and is a predicted model, not a curated record. Lineage: Eukaryota; Metazoa; Chordata; Mammalia; Chiroptera; Vespertilionidae.